AUGGUAAAUUGCAACACUCUUCAAAGAGUGGCUGCGAUCUCUCUCCGCGAGUCCCAUCGGCUGUCUGCCCUCAGACACGUUGAUGGUAGAGCAUUCGACCUUGCUCGAAACAGAGCCAUUGAGAAGACUCUUCAGAAAAGGCCCAUCCAGAAGUCCUAUGAUGACAUCGUAAGGAUUGGAUUCAACACCGUGGGUACUCCAGCUGAUCUGCUUACAUUUUACCGGGAGUUGCUUGAAGAACACAUAUCAGUCGCUUCUGCACUCGUUGAUCAUCAAGUGUACCUUGCUAGCUCUGAUGCUGCAAACGCCGAGCAGGCUCCAGUCACCACUCCACAUAUGAAGAAUCCUGAGAGGAGAACACUUUUCUUAUCGUUGAUAUGGCUGGACCAGAAGGUGCCGCAGGGCCCAUUCUUCAGAUUGCCAUCAAGCAUGCCGACAACUACUCUGCUGCUUUUCGUGCUCUCCAUCCUGGGGAAGAUCGUUUCCUGA
This is a messenger RNA of Brachypodium distachyon (stiff brome), 489 nucleotides long. RefSeq lists its product as uncharacterized. The transcript is spliced from 4 exons. NCBI's taxonomy places the organism in Eukaryota, Viridiplantae, Streptophyta, Magnoliopsida, Poales, Poaceae. The record is from RefSeq and is a predicted model, not a curated record. Bases 1 to 489 code for a protein of 162 amino acids.